Molecule: messenger RNA, 2820 nt
Organism: Phacochoerus africanus (Common warthog)
Lineage: Eukaryota; Metazoa; Chordata; Mammalia; Artiodactyla; Suidae
Gene: TRMT2B
Product: tRNA methyltransferase 2 homolog B
Exons: 13
Coding region: 302-1792 (496 amino acids)
Biological process (GO): RNA processing
Molecular function (GO): tRNA (uracil(54)-C5)-methyltransferase activity, S-adenosyl methionine-dependent
Source: RefSeq, a predicted model, not a curated record
CGAGGCAAAAAAACCCGGCUAUGAGAGCUAUGGGGGGAGGUCUCUAGAGAAGUGCGCCGGGCAAAGCCGGAGGAGGGCUUCCUGAGACGUGCUGCCUGGGGCCGGGCCCGCUAGCGCCCCGUGGGAACCCCGCGUCCUGCCGCGCCCGCCCCGGGCCGGGUGCGUGCGCGUCGGGAGUCAAAGCGCCGGGCGCACCAGGAAGUGACUCUAUCCCGUGGCUGCGAUCCGGGCCCUUAGCUGAUCUCUUCAUGACCCGCCUCCGGUUUGUAAGAGGAUUGGUUACGAAGGUGUUCAGGUCCUGAUGCACAGCCUGAGAUGCUUCCUCUCCAGGGUGGGUCCCUUCUCCAAACCGGGACUGUUCCCCUGGUGUGCCACAAAGUCUCCAGCUUGGUCACAGCUCUUUCUGGGCUCAGCGUGUAAGGGAAACUUCACCCAUGUGGUAGCCAAGAAGCAUCAAAGAGGACAACAGAAAAGUCAGAAGAAACCAAGACAUUGUGGGCCACUAGAUGGUUCCUGGCAGGAAAGGCUGGCUGAUGUUGUGACACCACUCUGGAGGCUGAGCUAUGAAGAACAGCUCAAGGUGAAAUUUGAAGCUCAGAAGAAAAUUUUACAGAGAUUGGAAUCUUACCUUCAAAUGCUCAAUGGAAUCAGUGUGACAACAGCUGCACCCAGAUCUGAGGGGCUGUGUUGCUGUCUCCAUCCUAUUAUACCUUCUCCUGUCAUUGAUGGCUACCGAAAUAAGUCCACCUUCUCUGUGAACCGAGGUCCAGAUGGCAAUCCAAAGACCGUGGGGUACUACCUGGGAACUUGGAGAGACAGGAACAUUGUCUGUGUACGGUCUAACCAUCUGAAAAAUAUCCCCGAGAAACACAAUCAAGUGGCACAGUACUAUGAAAUAUUCCUUCGGCAGUCCCCAAUGGAGCCCUGCCUUCUAUUCCAUGAAGGUGGGCACUGGCGUGAGCUUAUAGUCCGCACCAAUAGCCAAGGGCAUACGAUGGCCAUCAUCACUUUCCAUCCCCAGGAAUUAAGGCAGGAGGAGCUCUGUGUUCAGAAGGAGACUGUAAAGGAGUUUUUCACCAAAGGGCCAGGAGCGGUCUGUGACUUGACAUCACUUUACUUCCAGGAGAGUACCAUGACCCGUUGUAGCCAUCAGCAGUCCCCCUACCAGCUCCUGUUUGGGAAACCUCACAUCUUUGAAGAUCUCCUGGGCUUGAAGAUCCGCAUCUCUCCAGAUGCCUUUUUCCAGAUUAACACCGCUGGUGCAGAGAUGCUGUAUCGGACCGUGGGGGAGCUGAGUGGAGUGAACUCUAACACCAUCCUCCUUGACAUCUGCUGUGGGACUGGUGUGAUUGGCCUCUCUCUGGCUCAGUAUACCUCCCAGGUCCUUGGGAUUGAGUUGGUGGAACAGGCAGUAGAGGAUGCCAGGUGGACUGCAGCCUUCAAUGGCAUCACCAACUGUGAAUUCCACACUGGUCGAGCAGAGAAGAUUUUGCCACAGCUACUAAAAUCAAAGGAAGAUGGGCAGUUCAUUGUUGCUGUGGUGAACCGAGCCCGGGCAGGACUGCAUUACCAGGUGGUUCAAGCCAUUCGAAACUGCAGGGCAAUCCGCACACUAGUUUUUGUUUCCUGCAAGCCCCAUGGUGAAACCACAAGGAACAUUAUUGAGCUGUGCUGUCCUUCAAACUCUGCUAAGAAGCUCCUUGGGGAGGCUUUUGUCCUGAGACAAGCCGUACCCGUGGAUCUGUUCCCCCACACCCCUCACUGUGAGCUGGUGCUCCUCUUCACUCGAUAAGAAGUCUCCUACAAGCCUGCACGAUCUUUGUUAAGGCUGAAGUAUCAGUACCUUCCAGGUUUGGCAUUUGCUGCAUCUCAGACUCUGAGACCAUUACUGGGGAAACCAAUCUUUGGAUCCUUGGAAGAGUAUAGUUAAGCCUCCUGUCUGAGGCAGAUUUAUAACCUUAGUUGUCAGGUUUGCUGGCUCUCAUGCCUUUUUGCCUGGUUAUGACUGCUCCUUAGCCCUGGAUCUAGACUGUUCCUUCCUCUUUUUUUUUUUUUUUUGUCUUUUUGCUAUUUCUUGGGCCACUCCCACGGCAUAUGGAGGUUCCCAGGCUAGGGGUCUAAUCGGAGCUGUAGCCACCGGCCUAUGCCAGAGCCACAGCAACACGGGAUCCGAGCCGCGUCUGCAACCUACACCACAGCUCACGGCAACGCCGGAUCGUUAACCCACUGAGCAAGGGCAGGGACCGAACCUGCAACCUCAUGGUUCCUAGUCAGAUUCGUUAACCACUGUGCCAUGACGGGAACUCCUGUUCCUUCCUCUUGCAGUCAACUUGCCAUGUCUCCUAGUUUAUGGUCUAGUGUCCUCAGUCUGGCUCUGCCAGUGGUGAGGUGACAAGUGAGCUUUUCUCUGCAGUUGGUCAUAAUUUCACAUUGACUCAGGUCUCUGUAUUUGCCCAGAGAUUUUACUAAAUAUGUUCUGCAUUCAUGAAGUAGCCAAGGAUUAGAGCUAGAAACAAGUCUAGCUCUUUUAAAAAGCAUAGUGAGCUAUGGAGUGAUUGCAUGAUCUCAGUAACCAAUUCCUUUGGGUUUUCUAGGCUUUGAGGCUUCUAGAACAGCCUAUAAAAUGUGGUUACUCCUACUCCCAGCACCAGUUAGCUCUCUCACCUGUGGAAGGAGAAGUGGUGUAGUAGAGAGACCCUAUGGGAAGGGAGAGCUUCAAAGAUGAGAUCGAAUACCUAUAUUUGUGCUAUGUAGUAUGAAGGCAGAAAGCUCCAAAAUCCCCUAAUGAUCCAGUAUAAUAAACUGGAUAUUGAAACUGAC